AGUGUCAUCAAUGUGUCGCUCUCCGGGAAUCGACGUUUCCGUGAGAACUUUUAUGUGGAUUACGCGAGCUUGGCAGACAGCUCUGACAAAAGUCGUUGCGAGAUGGACAGCCUUUGUUAAGCUCGUCAGGAAGCAUCAAGAGAUCCUUUCCGUUUCUACAGUCGUGUAUGAUUAAUGGAUGGAAAUUGGAUUCAGUCCUUUGUUCCACUUUUGAUCGGACUUUGAAGUUUGUUUUUAAUUUCCUUGAAAAUGAAAACGUCAUGUUUGAGAUUUUUUUUUUCAUAAAUAAAUUUAAAAACCAUAAAGCAAUAGCGUACCGCCGAGCAAGGUUUCACGCGAAAAUCUGGGUAUAACGAUGAAUUGCGUAAAAGCUACUUAGAAAAUAUAGAACAGCAAUACUUAAUUAUGAAAGUACGCGCAACGCAACAGGCGUCUUUUUGUCAAAAUUUUUCCUAAAAAUCGCCGCCGUAUAAUAUCGUUGUUCUUGUCCUUUGCUACAUCGCAAAAAAAAAAAAAGCUUCACGAGGAAAUAGAGGAGCGGAUCGAUCUCGUGUCUUAAGAAUAUUGCAUGAAAGGAUACCUAUCCUGAUAGAGGGGAGAGUAAGAACCGCAGGUACACGGAGUAGUCGCUCGAGCAUGCAUAUCAAAGAAUGGGCUGCUCAGUUUUAAUCGGGCCAUUCAACCGAAAAGACGAUGUGCUCGAGAUUCACACUCUUGUUGAUCCGGUCUCUUUGCGGCAGUUUCUUCUUGCAUCCGGUCUUUGCUCAAUACCACCACGAGGUCCAACCGCCGGACAAGAGUAGCCCUUACGCGGUGUACUUCUCCCCGGUGGCGGUGAACAAUCACGUCUUCAGAGCCUCGAGGAAACAGCAGAUCGAGGUAGACGAGAGUCAGAAGAGGUACAAGGAGCUGGUGCCUUACGUCGUCGCCGCUUCGGAGUAUCCCUCGAGGUACCUUCUGCCACCGGCUCCUGGCGCCGAGUCGACUUAUCUAAAGUAUCGGGGACAUCCGACGAGCGAGAGAUUCGAACAGAAGGGAAAUGGCUUGCCGAGGAAUCACAGGCCGGAGCCGAAAAAGGAACAGGAUCAGAGGCCGGUGUACGCGAGGGAUCACGCCCCGAUCGAGCUGAACCAGGCGGAGGAAACGUUGGAAAGUAAACACAAAGCCAAAAAGAAACCGUCCGACAGCUUAGAAUUAUCCGCCGACGGCGAUAGAAUUCAGUUUCAAAUACAAGGCCACGAGGGACCGAAGACUUACAUAUUCGGAUUCGAUACCGGAAACGGAAAGAACCGGCAGUUCAGACUGGAAGAAAGACUGAAGGACGGAACGGUGAAGGGACACUACGGCUACUACGACGCCAGAGGGAAAUUGAGGACCAUAAGGUACCUGGCCCGACCUUUCGAGGGGUACCAGGAGAAACAUCACGAGGGCAACGGCGUGUCCGCGGAAGAACAAGAGCAGAAUUAAAUUGAAGUUGAACAGUUAUUUACUGUAACAAUAACAAUUUUUAUAUGUCCGACAAAGUAGAAAGUCAACGGAAAGAUACAGUAAUUUGUUUUUGUUCUUUUAAAUUGACAAACAAAAAAAAAAGAAACGUAUUGUACGUGUACAGUAUAUCUUAUCUGGACAGGCUAUGUUAAAAAAACAUUUACGUCCUGAUUUUAUCGCACAUAACGUAAAUUAUAGCACAAUAACAGGUGUGUCUUUUUUUUAAACGAGUUACAUCAUUGUUAUAUAUAAAUUUCACGAUCACUUGCAGCAAUCAAAAACAAUCAUCUGCACAAUUUUUCGUUUUCUGUUUUGCGCGCUGCUACAAAAGUGCGUUUUAUUAGGUUUUUUUUUCUCUUACUUUGCUUUUUUCGUCUCGGCCGCUCCGUAUGACGAACUCUUGCUGAUCUCGGACAUUCCGAUAGUUUUAUACAUCAAUAAGAAAA
Messenger RNA from Nasonia vitripennis (jewel wasp), 1934 nucleotides. RefSeq lists its product as uncharacterized. The record is from RefSeq and is a predicted model, not a curated record. Bases 694 to 1467 code for a protein of 257 amino acids. NCBI's taxonomy places the organism in Eukaryota, Metazoa, Arthropoda, Insecta, Hymenoptera, Pteromalidae. The transcript has 4 exons.